UACUUGGCCGGUUCGCUCAAAGUGAUGACAUUGAAACUGUACUUGUGGUCGGGAAACGCCUUCCGAACAAGCUCGACGGCCAAUUUUAAUUCCUCUGGGCCCAAAGGGUCCAAGGGAUCGGAAUAGUCAUGUUGGGAUUUCGUAGAAAAUAAAGUCAUUGUAGGGAAAGCAACCAAGACAAAUAAAUCUAUAGAAACACAAGGAGAAUCAAAGACACGAAAAAACUAUGGUUCAACACAAAAUCUUGUGUAGAAACUCUUUGAAGGAAAAUAACAAAACAAAAAAGAAAAGCCUACUGGAACAAUCAUUAACAUCCGUCCGACAUGUCUCUCGUUCUCCCUCCUCUUCCUCCUAGAACUUACCUCUUUUUUUCUUUCUUCUAUAAACACAAAACGCACGCUUUACUCUAUGUAAUUCUGUAUCUGGUCUUGUCGCUAAUUGUUCGCCUUCUAUAUAUACCUAGCCAUGCAAUCUCACCUUGAUUUCAUCAAACCUAAUAUCACCAUAAACCAUAUCUCAAACUUUGAUAAAUCAACCAUCUUGGCCGUUCAAUCUAUCUUAUAACAACCCUUAUCCUGCUCAUACUUUAUCAUCAUCCUUCUAUUGGGUUAUUGAAGCUUCGCCAUGGCAAGUGAGGAUUUUAGGUUGAUUAAAACCGAGAAGCGAUAAGCAAUGGUAUCUGAUGGAAUCCUAUCAUCAUGGGUUGAAGAAGUGGUGACGGAAGGUGGUGGAGUUCUCUCAAGUCAUUGGGUUGCUAAUGUGAUAUCUGAAUUCCAAUUGAAUGGAAUGGAUUUUAAGGGUUGUAGGAAGAGGAAAAAUGUGUGGUGUUUUGAUAGUUUUUCUCGAGUCGCUAGAGAUAAACAACAUGAUCGGUGUUAUAUAAUUUGAAAUGGAUUUCUUCAUAGAUGAGUUGAGGACGAGAAAUCGUUGUUUUUCCUUUUUUGAGCGAUCGCUUUUUUUUUGUGUGUGUGUGUGUGUGUGUUUCAUCUGGAUCAUUGAGCUUGAUUGGAAGAUAAGUCAAUUAAGGUAAAGUAAUAUAAAGACAAAACAAAACAAAAAAAAAAAGAAGGUAUGGAUCAUGAUGCGUUGGAACAGGUUGCUGCUGCGACGAAACAGGGUGCAGGGUCGCUUCCUCUUUUUCGUCGAAAUGCCAGCUCUUCUAUGUCGGAGGCUAGCAACCUCAUGUCUAAUACGUAUUCGCCUGCCGACAUGUCCUAUGUCCUGCUCUGCUGUGUGAUUGUUUUUCUUGUCACCCCUGGCAUAGCCCUCUUCUAUGGCGGUAUGGUCCGGAAACGCUCGGCGCUUUCCAUCCUCGUGCAAUCUUUCCUCGUUACUUCUGUCAUCUUGAUCCAAUGGUAUAUUUUCGGGUACUCGUUGGCCGUUGCGCCUGGCUCUUCGUUUUAUGGAUCCCUUUCUCUCGGAGGUUUACAUGAUGUCUGGUUCUCCCCUUACACUACUGGCUCUACAAUCCCCGCCAUCGUCUACUUUCCCUUUGGUGGUCUAUUCGCCGUCACUACUGCGCAACUUCUGAUUGGCGCCAUGGCUGAGCGAGGCCGCCUCGUCCCCUCACUUGUCAUCGCCUUCUUGUACAUUACCUUCGUCUACUGUCCUCAAGCGUAUUGGACCUGGUCAUCGAGUGGCUGGCUUUAUACCAUGGGUGCUUUGGACUUUGCCGGCGGCGGCCCAGUCCAUAUUUCUUCUGGAUUUGCUGCUCUAGCUUACUCGUUUGUUUUGGGUCGCCGUCGUGACCCUUCCAAUCCCGAAGACUGGACAAGUUCGCUAGAUAGCUGUUCUUCUUCUCAAAGAUGUAGCUCAACUACUCUUGUCCCAUGGGGAUCCGUCAGCUGGAAAUACUCUAUCGGCCGCAGCCGUAUUCCCAAAUUCCCUGCCCAUAAUCCAACAAUGCUAUAUCUUGGAGUCGUUCUGAUCUGGUGUUCUUGGCUCACCUUUAACUCUGGCACCCUGCUCGCCAUUAAUUUACGGACUGCUUAUAUUUUUACAAACACUCUGAUUUCUUCUAGCUUUGCCUGCGUUACCUGGGCCAUCAUGGAUUAUGCACGUUAUCGAAAAAUCUCUGCUGUCGGAAUUUGCGAAGGUGCAGUCGCUGGUUUGGUUGGCAUCACACCCGGCUGUGGACAUGUUUAUCCUUGGGGUGCUGCGGUUGCUGGCAUUUUCACUGCUGUUGUCUGCAAUCUACUUCACGACAUUGGUGACUGGCUUGGUAUAGAUGAAACCCUUCGUGUAUUUAACUUACAUGGCAUUGGCGGUGUCCUGGGAUCAAUUGUCUUGGGUGUUUUAGCUCAUCCAAAUGUCGCUGCUUCCGAUGGGACCACUGUAAUCAAGGGCGGAUGGAUAGUUCAUCAUUGGAAACAGAUGGGAUAUCAGUUUGCCGCUUUUACCUCAGUUGCUGUAUGGUCAUUCGUCGUCACUGCAAUCAUUUGUCUACUUGUCGACAUGAUUCCUGGACUUCAAAUUCGGUGUACCCCCCAAGAAGAAGAACAGGGUAUGGACUUUGUUAACUUGGUUGAACAGAUUGAUGAGAAAGCUGGCCCGUCUACCAUUCGAGUGAUUCAAGCACAAGAAGUGGAGGAGUCCACGGGAACGUCUGUAACUAGCAAGAAGCAAUGAUUUAUGUUGACAAGUCUCCAACUUGUUUAGAAGAAAGCAAUUGCUGUUAUUCCAUUCUCGUUUUUCCUUUUGCUUAAUAAAGUCAUACUUUUAUUUCUAAAUGCAUGGAUAUUUAUUUUCUCUAGAUUUCGGCAAUGGAUUUAUGAAUCGUUGUUUCCCAGUUUUAUGUUUUAUGUUUUAUGUUUUAUGUUUUUUGGUUCUUGGUUUUGUUUUCUUAUCCUUAUGCUACAGUUUAUGAAUGAAUAAUGAAUGAUAGUUACGAUAAUGACUUGUUGCUUGUCUAUGAUUUCCAUUCCUUGGAUCCAUUUCUUUUUACAUCGAAAAAAGAUUUAAGGGAAAAAAAAAAAGAGUGAAUAUUUCAU
Schizosaccharomyces cryophilus OY26 is the source of this 2990-nucleotide messenger RNA. RefSeq names its product ammonium transporter Amt3. The transcript has a single exon. Gene Ontology annotation, cellular component: plasma membrane. The coding region runs from base 1072 to 2628 and encodes 518 amino acids. The record is from RefSeq and is a predicted model, not a curated record. Gene Ontology annotation, biological process: ammonium transmembrane transport. Lineage: Eukaryota; Fungi; Ascomycota; Schizosaccharomycetes; Schizosaccharomycetales; Schizosaccharomycetaceae. Gene Ontology annotation, molecular function: ammonium channel activity.